Messenger RNA from Gilbertella persicaria, 918 nucleotides. RefSeq lists its product as uncharacterized. Bases 1 to 918 code for a protein of 305 amino acids. Gene Ontology annotation, biological process: signal transduction. NCBI's taxonomy places the organism in Eukaryota, Fungi, Mucoromycota, Mucoromycetes, Mucorales, Choanephoraceae. The record is from RefSeq and is a predicted model, not a curated record. The transcript is spliced from 2 exons.
AUGUUAACACUAAAAGCACUUCAAAAAAUAGAAAGCACAGAGAUUGAUCUUUCUACUGUGGAUAUUCAUUCUGUGGCAACACUAAUGCAAGAAGUAUUAUGGUGUUGUGAAGAGCGUAUUAUGCCUAAAAAAGUGUGGCGACAGAUCAACUAUACAACAUGUAGCUUAAAUGAACUGAUGCCUUAUUUAUCAAAAAAUGCCAUUUGUUUACUUCUCAAGAUCAUUGAUUUUUUGACUCAAGUCAUGUGUUACAAAAAUGACAAUGACAUGAGUGCUUAUCGGCUUGGUGAAGCUAUGGGAAAGGUAACACUCGGACCAACGGAUUGUGGUCCUAUCCUGGCAGAAAAAGCAGGUCACUUCCUCACUUGUUUGAUCAUUGAACAUGCGAGCCAGAAACCAACCUGUUUAUUCAAGUCAGAAACGACACUCGCCAAGGCCAAGUUUUACAAUCGUUCAAUUUAUAAGGUUCAAAGGCGCAACCAAGACUGGUUGGUUUAUACACAAGAAGCACUGUAUGCCCUGAUGGAAAAUACGUAUGUACAAGAACCCUUUUCGGAAGAGCCUUAUUUGUCUAUUUUCUCAUCUCAACUGGAUCCCUGCUAUGCUCUGGUUUCUCCUAUGAUGUUUCGACUGGUAGAUAGGGCAAUACAUCCUGAACCUGAGGAAUAUCUUGAACCUAUAUUCUCUAAUGACACAAUAGAUCGUCAUGUUCAGACUGCUUUUGACACCUUUGUGCCUUUGCUUGAUAAGCCAGUCCCGUGCAUACAAGAGCAUAGGUCAUCGUUUGGCAAGACCAUGAAAACCUAUAUCGAGAAACGAAUACCUCUAUCAAUUGGUCAUAAGACUACAAAAAAGCAUGACCAAGUUAAAAAUAUUGUAAAAAAGGUCUUCAAAAUAGUGCCUAUCAAAAAAAGCUGA